This is a messenger RNA of Charadrius vociferus (killdeer), 2298 nucleotides long. RefSeq names its product protease, serine, 56 (gene PRSS56). NCBI's taxonomy places the organism in Eukaryota, Metazoa, Chordata, Aves, Charadriiformes, Charadriidae. The coding region runs from base 1 to 2298 and encodes 765 amino acids. Gene Ontology annotation, biological process: proteolysis. The transcript has 19 exons. Gene Ontology annotation, molecular function: serine-type endopeptidase activity. The record is from RefSeq and is a predicted model, not a curated record.
AUGGGGGGGGCGGGCCGCGGGGGGCCUCGGGAGGACGGGGCUCCCCUGGGCCAGGGGCUGUACCCCAUGCCGGCCAGCGUCCUACAAGCCCUAUCGAGCCGGGGGACGCUGGUGCUGGAGGCGGCGCUGAGGAGUGCGCUGCUGGCACUGGAGCGGGCGCUGGCGCCAGCCGUGCCCCCCGCCGUGCCCCCCAGCUGCCAGGCCCUGCUGGAUGCCCAGGCGCUGCCCGAGCUGCCCCAGCGCAACUGGGCACUGAGCCAGGCCUGUGCCCCCUACCAGCGCCUGUGCCCACCCGAGGGGGCCCAGCACGCCUGCGCCCUGCUCAGCGCCCGGCUCUGCCGCCACCGCCUCCAGGAGUGCCAGAGGGGAGACCCUACAAUAACAAACGGGACAUCCCCAAGGGGGCGGAUCAUGGGCGGGAGCGUGGCCCCGCGGGGGGCCUGGCCAUGGCUGGUGUCGGUGCGGCUCCACGGGGAGCUGAUGUGCGGUGGGGUGCUGGUGGGACACUCCUGGGUCCUCACCGCAGCCCACUGCUUCACCGGGAAUCGGAAUGAGCUGGCGUGGACGGUGGUGGUGGGCGACCACGAGCUGGACAAGCAGGACGCGGGCGAGCGAGCAGUGCCCGUCCGGCGCAUCCUGCCUCACCCCAAGUUUAACCCCAAGACGUUUCACGGGGACCUGGCACUGCUGGAGCUGGCAGGGCCGCUGGCCCCGUCAUCCACAGUCAGCCCCGUGUGCCUGCCCAGCAGCCCUGCGGAGCCCAGCCCAGGCACUGCCUGCUACAUCGCGGGCUGGGGGUCCCUCUACGAGGAGGGUCCGGCAGCUGACGUGGUGAUGGAGGCACGGGUGCCCCUGCUCAGCCAGGAGACAUGCCGGGGCGCCCUGGGCAGGGACCUGCUCACCAGCGCCAUGUUCUGUGCUGGGUACUUGUCCGGCGGCAUUGACUCCUGCCAGGGUGACUCGGGGGGCCCGCUGGCAUGCCAGGACCCCUCCUCGCACCGCUUCAUCCUCUAUGGCAUCACUUCAUGGGGUGAUGGCUGUGGUGAGCGGGGCAAACCGGGCGUCUACACCCGUGUCGCUGCCUUCGCAGACUGGCUCAGCCUCCAGAUGGACUCUCAGAACCUCAUGGCCGCCCCGGUGCCCUCGCAGCCACCCCUGGCAGCCGGGAACCGGGGCCGGGCCGCCUGCGCCCGCCUGGCCGAGGAGACCUGCCGUGCCAGGACAAGACGAUGUGAGCUACACUCCUACGCUCAGACCUUGGUGGAUCUCCUGCGCCGGGCUGGGGACUUCAUCCGAAACCAGUUCGACUUCUCCUUCCUCACCCGCGCCCUGCCCCAGCUCCUGGGCAAGAUCUAUGGGCAUCUCUUCCCACCCCGUGUCCGCAGGGAUGCCCCAGGUACCCUCUUGGCUGGGCCACCCCAUCCCCACAGCAGAGGAACCCUGGAGACUCCCCACCGGGGGCCGCCCCCCUUCGCAGGGCUCUUCAGGACCGUGGGGCCCCAGCUGCAGGACUGGGUGGAGGCGCUGAGGGCCAUGGUGGGAGGCAGCCCCCCGGCACCCCCCGUGGACGGGGGGCAGCUGCCCGGGGAGACGUGGCUCUUCUUGCAGGUAUUUGGGGAGGGAUGGGCUGGGGCGGGGACCCUGCCCCUCUGUCCCCCACCCAACACCAGCCCAGCCGUGCCCUGCGCUCUGCCACUGUGCAUCCAGCCAUGCCCACGGGUGACCUGUGGGUGCCCCACUGCCCACCCUGUCCCCCGUUCCCUUCAGCAGGGCGAAGAGGUGGUGGAGGAGCUGGUGGCACAAGGACGAGCCUUCCUCGCCCAGCUGCGGGCAGAGCUGGACCUCAGCGCCCCUUUUGAAGCCACGGAGCCACGACAGGCACCUGGAGAGCUGGCGGGGACCCCUGUUUUUACACCUCUCCUGGUGGCAGGGUCUGCGCUGAGAGAGAAGCGUGAGCUGGUGCCCACGGAGCUGCCAAGGGUGGAGGAGGAGGAGGAGGAAGCAGGCGCAGGCAGAGCCUGCCCCGGCCUCAACGAGUCGAUGGUGCGGGUGGGCGCGCUGCGGGACCUGUACGCCUGGGUGCUGAAGGUGCCCGAACCGGACCUGGCCAUGACCUUCCAGGAGAUCCUGGUGGACUUGAGCUCCAAAAACACCAAGGGGCUGUACCGGGCGCAGGUGCGGGCCAUGGUUGGGGGCCGCCCCACCACCUUCGCUGGCCUUGUGGGGCUGGAAAGCGACUCGCUGGCCCGCAGCAUGCCUGGCCUUGUCGCUUUGGCACUCGAGGCACUGAAAUCCUAA